Hermetia illucens (black soldier fly) is the source of this 1168-nucleotide messenger RNA. RefSeq names its product zinc finger protein 330 homolog (gene Noa36). Bases 128 to 1105 code for a protein of 325 amino acids. The record is from RefSeq and is a predicted model, not a curated record. NCBI's taxonomy places the organism in Eukaryota, Metazoa, Arthropoda, Insecta, Diptera, Stratiomyidae. The transcript is spliced from 5 exons. Gene Ontology annotation, cellular component: nucleus. Gene Ontology annotation, molecular function: zinc ion binding.
ACGAGCGGAUGACAGGUUUGGAUACUGUCAAAAGUCUUAUGGAAGUGAUUCGUGGAAGUCCCGGGUGUUUUUAGGAUAAAUUUCCGAAAUUUGCCCUACGCGCGUAUUACAUUAAACUAGCAAAAACAUGCCGAAGAAAAAGACCGGGCAACGUAAAAAAGCUGAAAAGCAAAAGCUUCGACAAAAAGAAAUUCGAAAUCGCGAGGUCUCGUUGGCAGAUUUCCCAUGCAAUGCACCGAUGGAAUGCGAGAAAUGCCAAAAGAAGCAGAAGUCUCGUGCGUUUUGCUACUUUUGCCAGAGUUUGCAGCGUCUUCCGAUAUGUGCGCAUUGCGGCAAGGUGAAGUGCAUGCUGAAGACCGGGGACUGCGUUGUGAGACAUCCUGGAGUUUUUACCACGGGAUUGGGGAUGGUUGGAGCAAUUUGUGACUUCUGUGAAGCGUGGGUUUGCCAUGGAAGGAAGUGUCUGCAAUCGCACGCUUGCACGUGCCCGUUACAGAACGCCAUUUGCAUCGAAUGUGAAAGAGGAGUCUGGGAGCACGGAGGCAGGAUAUUCAAGUGCUCAUUCUGCGAUGGCUUUCUUUGCGAAGACGAUCAAUUUGAACAUCAGGCGUCAUGCCAAGUUUUGGAAUCAGAAAAUUUCAAAUGUCAAUCAUGCAAUCGUCUCGGACAAUAUUCGUGUUUACGUUGCAAGACUUGCUACUGUGAAGAUCACGUUCGAAGGAAAGGUUUCAAGUACGAAAAGAACAAGGCAAUACCUUGUCCAAAAUGCAAUUAUGAAACAUCCGUAACAAAGGAUCUCAGCAUGUCAACUCGAAGUCAUCGUUUCGGUCGGCAAGCGCAAUACGGCGAUUACGAUAGCGAUGAAGAGGGAGCCGGAGGUUAUGGCGGCUAUGGUGGCUAUGGAGCUUACUAUGGAUCAGGUACUAAUGCCAAUAACGAUGAUGACGAAGAUGAUGAGGACGAUGAGGACUACGAUGAAGAUGAUGAUGAUGAUGAUGAAGAAGAUGAAUCGGAAGAGAGUGACGCUGAGUCUGAUGCCAAUAGUCAGGAUGCUGAUAAAGGUGUUGACGAGAAGUCAUCUAAGGCGUCUACUUCUAAAAAUUAAUAAACAAUUGUAGGAAAAUCUUUUGUUAUCAAUCAAUAAUCAAAGUAGAUAAAAUAAUUAAAA